AUGGCGAAUGGUUGGAGCUUGAUCAUUGGCCUGAUCAUCAUUGUGGCCCUUUCCACUGCAGCAUGGUUCUUGAGCCCUAAGGGUGAUAACCAAACACUCUUCCGCAGUACACUCAUUCUCGCUUUCGUGUCUUGCUACUUGAUGUGGGGUAUGUAUUAUCUUUCAUUUGUUCAUGCCUCUAUUAUAUCUCCAAAAGAAAUCGCUAACAACUUUACCUCAUAUAGCCAUCGUCUUCCUCUCACAGUUACACCCCCUUAUUGCACCAAAGCGCUCAGACAUCCGACCCGAUCGUGUACCGCAAUAGAGGCAUGCUCUUGUUGUGAUUUCUCGUCUUUUCUCCAUUUUUGUCAUUGGACUUUUUAG
Molecule: messenger RNA, 363 nt
Organism: Penicillium soppii
Lineage: Eukaryota; Fungi; Ascomycota; Eurotiomycetes; Eurotiales; Aspergillaceae
Exons: 3
Coding region: 1-363 (120 amino acids)
Biological process (GO): proton transmembrane transport
Cellular component (GO): proton-transporting V-type ATPase, V0 domain
Molecular function (GO): proton-transporting ATPase activity, rotational mechanism
Source: RefSeq, a predicted model, not a curated record